AUGAUGGACGAUUGUUACCAUGAGGAGUUGAAGUACAACACCGAAUACUUGAAUCAGUUGGUAAGGGCGUUCUGUACAGAGCAUGGAUUCUAAACUCACUAUAAGGACUAAUUGAAAAUACCGCGUCAAAAAGAAUUGGUUGGCUUUCAGUGUAUUUAUAUAGUGAAAAAGUUCAAUUCUUUUUGGCGCGGCAUAGUUUUUUGGUUAUAAAUGUGACAAAAUACUAAAUUUGCUUUGGUUUGGGCAAGAAAUGGUUAGAAUAGUCCAUAAGCUUUAUUUUGAACUAAGUUUGAUCUUUUCCACAAACUUUUUGACCGAUGAAUAACAGUUUUAGGCCGCGUCAAAAAGAGUUGAUCAUUUUUCAGUGUAUUCAUAUAGUAAAAGUGAUCAAUUCUUUUUGACGCGUACUAAAAACCUUUCUUUUUUGGUGUCAAAUUUGAUCUUCUGAUUUGAACUUUCGAUUUUAUAAUGAAAUGACAUGUUUUCUAAGUAAUAAAUGUUACCUUGUAGUCAAUUGCGACCUGCCCGGACGACUAUGAAGAGUUUGCCCAAGCCGUCUCCAAUACCAACCUUCAGACCGGUCUAUCCGACCCCGAGGUCCGACUGCUACUGGAGGAGCAAGAGAAGAUCAACAAGGCUGUGAUGGCAUUGGAGGAGGUGGAUAUUGAGGUACCGAAACGAUUGGGCGUUUCUAUCAAUUGUGAUGGUGAAAAGUUACUGUACGAUGAUACCACGGCUUCGGAAAAUGAAUACAGCUACUUUUUCAAGGAUCUGUACCUAAAGUUUAUUCUAAAGUAGGUUUUUAGGUAUAAAAAUGGGUUUUUUGUGAGCUGUUGGUUAUAUUACUUUGAAUGUUGUGGUUUUGGAUUCAGAAAUGCAAGAACUUUCUUUAUAAAACUAAAAACGGCAAGAACUUUCUUUACAAAACAACAAAUGGCAAGAACUUUCUUUACAAAACAAAAAAUGGCAAGAACUUUCUUUACAAAACAACAAAUGGCAAGAACUUUCUUUACAAAACAUAAAAUUGCAAGAACUUUCUUUACAAAACAAAAAAUAGCAAGAACUUUCUUUACAAAACAAAAUUUUAAAUAUUUCAAUUUUAGUGACGCCGAAGGGUAUGUUGAAGUUCGAACCGACUACCCCACCUCGUAUACGGAAUGGGAAGUUGUGGCUCAAGUCCGUUUCUCGACUUCGACCAAUUUGUCCAGCUUUAAAGUGGUCGAUGGUGCUGUGUUUAGUUUUGGCAAGUACGACCGACCAGUCCGGCUUGAACUCGACCAUUCCGAAGGCGAAAUCAACGCUAUCAGGGUCGACAUGAGACUGAUUAGAUAUGUAAGGGUUUGGUUGUUCACAUAAUUAUGAGCCAUUUUUUAAAGUAAAUUUUUUAUUUUAGGGGCACAGUAUUAUUUGAACAACUUAAUACUUUGUUUUUGUUCGUCGUAUAACUUGUGACUCGCAGGCUGCGGAACUUGGGUUUGGCUUGUUUUAUUGAAAAAACGAAGGAACUUUCUUUACAAAACCUGUUUUUUGAAAAACCGUAAUAACUUUCUUUACAAAACGUAAUUUUUGUAAAAUGGCAAUAACUUUUUUUUACAACAAGUUUUUUUUUCGAAAAACCGCAAGUAAUUUCUUUACAAAGGUCUAAACGCAUGCAUCGUAUAAAUUGUCACCCGCAGGCUGCAGGAUAUGAUUUUUGCCAAUUUUUUGAAGAAUCGCAAGAACUUUCUUUACAAGUUUUAAAAGUCUUACAAAAUCUGAUUUUUUUCGAAAAUUUUACUGCAAGAACUUUCUUUACAGAGGUUUAAAGCUUUUUUUAAUCGUAUAACUUGUCUCUCGCAGGCUGCGGAGCUUGAAUUUUGUUAAUUGUUUUUAAAACCGCAAGAACUUUAUUUACAAUUUUCAAAACUCUUUUAAAAUGUGGUUUAUUUUGAAAGUUUAAUUUUUUUUAGAAUUUUGAAAAAGUGUCGCCAUCCUUCUUCCGCGACACCGAUGUCACCAUCACAUUUGACGAUGGCAAGGACGACAUUUACAGUUACAAAAACUUUUUGCAAUUGUACUCGUUUGGCUUGGCCAAUAUGAUUAAGCAAAGCACCGAGUUUGAUGCGUACGCCAACCCGAUUAUCCAUCUACCGGCCGAGGAUCGACCACUGGUCACGGAAUUGCUGGUCUAUUUGGGACCCAACAUCCGACCGAUCCACCCCCGAUUCGUCAAAUUGUGCCAUGCCGCCAAAAAGUACGCCUCCCAUACGGUAUUGAUUGAUGUGGCCAAGUACUUUCUACAGCAUUGUUCGGUAUGUUCUGGCGUUUUUGGUUAAGUUAAUGAUAGGGGGUAUGCUAUUGCAGGGUGGGAUGGUUUAGAGAACGGUUUGGUAGUGUAGGGUAGGGUACUGUAAUGUAGGCUUGGGUACUGUAGGGUUGACUGGGUUACCGUAGAGUAAAGUAGGAUACUGUAUUUUGUAAAUUAGGGUAGGCGUUGGUACCGUAGUGUAGGAAUGUGGUACUCUAGAGUUGGGUAGAGCAAGUUAGAUAACGGUAGGCUAGGUUAAGGUACUGUACAUUAGACUAGGGAACUGUAGAGUAAGGUAGUUCGCUGUAUGGUAGGGUAGGGCAAGUUAUGGUUCAGUAGGAUAAGAUACUGUAAGGUAGGCUAAGGUACUGUAAAACAGGCUACGAUACUGUAGUGUAGGGCUAGGGUACUGUAGGACAGGCUGGGGUUUUAUACAAUGAAAUAUUGUAGUGUAGGGUACUGUAGGAUGGACUGGUUUACUGUAAAGUAGGGCAGGUCAGAGUAGAGUACGUUAGGAUAUAAAGGGUACUUUAGUAUAUGCUAGGACACUAUGAGGUAAGGUAAGAUACGGUAGUUGAGGCUAAGGUACUGUAAUGUAGACUGAUUUACUUUAAAGUAGGCUAGGGUACCAUAGGGUAGGGUAGGCUACGCUAAGAUACGUUACUGUAAUUUAAUUAUUUUAGUUUGUAAACAAAGUUUCUUCCAUUUUUAGCCGUACAUGUCAUCCCUAACUCAACGUGUCACAGAAGCAAUCCACUGUAACCUUGGCGACGUUGUCAUUCCCAAGUUGAUGUUCGAUGCCGUCAAGAACAAGGAAUGGUCGAAAGUGAUCAGCCAAGUCAGUGAACCAAGCACCUUGUUCUCGGAAGAUGUCUACAACAACUUUGUCGCUCCAGCCUGCAUUCAAGCUCAGAAAAAGCGAAAUUUCGAAUUUCCGACCAAAGAACAGUUGACCUUGAGGUGAGUGGAAAGAAAGUUGUUGCGGAAUUUGUAAACAUUGGGGUUGGAAACAAAGUUUUUGCGGUUUUUAAACAAAUGUGAUUUGUAAAGAAAGUUAUUGCGGUUUUUUAAAAAAUGUGUUUUGGAAAGAAAGUUUUUGCGGUUUUUCAAAAAAUGAGUUGUGGAAAGAAAGUUCUUGCGGUUUUUAGAAAAACGUGUUUUGGAAAGAAAGUUUUUGCCAUUUUUUGUUUUGUAAAGAAAGUUAUUCCCAUUUUUUCAGAGCUCGAAGUGCAAACGACCCAAAUGUCGUCAAGUUGACUUACAGUGGAGUGACAGUAUUGGCUCACAAAGGAGUGCUACAAGCCCAAAGUAUGGCCAAGUUCGGUACUAGUUCUGAUUUGGAAGCUAGAGGUAGGGUUGUAAAGAAAGUUCUCGUCAUUUUUUGUUUUGUAAAGAAAGUUUUGGCCAUUUAAAAUUAAAAUAUUAAUUUUUAGAGUAUUACCCAAUCUUCAGCGUGGCCACCCGUGAAUACCUCCAGAAGCUUCACAUCAAUCUGGAGCACUUUCUCAACGAAUUCCUGGAUUUUGCUUAUUAUGGGAAGGGCGUCUGCAACAAGUGCAUCAAACCCAUGCUGAUCUUUGCUCACGACAAUGAACUGAAGUUUUUGAAAGCCAAAAUGGAAGAGGUAAGUGCUUGGAAACGGGUUUUAUUGCUGUUUUAAGAAAAUUUGGAAAUGGACGAAAUGUCACAAAAAUCCAAUAAUUUUUGUGACAUUUCGUAUUUCUUGGUAUUUUGGGUUUUUUUCGGUCAGUAAAAAGCAAGUAUAGAAGUAUUUUGUAGGCUAUCCAUGCACUUUUUGAAGAAUUUUGAAAUUUUUUAAAAAUCAAUAUUUUUUGUGACAUUUCGUCAUUUUUCGAAAUUUGUUAUGAUAGGGCUUUGGAAGGUUAUCAUAUGAAAUAAAAUUAAUUUUAAAAGUUUAUAAACAAUUAAAAUAUAUUUUGAUUUUUUUAAAUAAUCGAUAUUUGUGUGACAUUUCGUCUUUUCAGGCCAUUAUGGGUGAGCCUCCAAUCACGUCGACGCUGCUGAAGGAGCACCUCGUACUGGCUUCGAAGUACAAUUUGGAGAAUCUGAUGCGAUUGAGUUUGUUGCGAAGCGAAGGCCAUUAUCUGUCGUUGGCGCAGGCGCUGAUUAACAUGACUGGAGUAGUGAAUGAGCUGAGUUUGCCAACUAUGAGGAAGCUGGCUGAUCGACUGUGCUCGGGAUGGUCGUUGGUUGAAUGGAAGAUGGCAGAGCGGUAAGAUUUUGAAGUUUUUUGAAAUAGUUUGUUUUGUAAAGAAAGUUCUUGCCAUAUAAUGUUUUGUAAAGAAAGUUCUUGCUAUUUUUUGGAUUGUAAAGGAAGUUCUUGCUGUUUUGUGUUUUGGAAAGAAAGUUCUUGCCGUCUUGUGUUUUGGAAAGAAAGUUCUUGCCAUUUUUAGUUUUGUAAAGAAAGUUCUUGCCAUUUUUUGUUUUGGAAAGAAAGUUCUUGUCAUUUUAUCUUUUGUAAAGAAAUUUUUUGCUAAUUUUUGUUUUGUAAAGUAACUUUUUGCUGUUUUUCGAAAAAAUAGUGUUUUGGAAAGAAAAUUAUUGCGCUUUUAAGUUGAUUACUUUCAGCAAUGGCACUAGAAAGACCUGUCGCCGCUUGUUUUUGGGUCGCGGCGGGCCAAUGGAGAGGAUCCUCGAUCCAACCCUCGAAUCCUUUUAUGAACUGACUUCAGAAGUCGCGUUUGGACCCACUAUCGAAUAA
Bursaphelenchus okinawaensis is the source of this 5009-nucleotide messenger RNA. Lineage: Eukaryota; Metazoa; Nematoda; Chromadorea; Rhabditida; Aphelenchoididae. The record is from the annotation of a GenBank genome assembly.